AUAAUGCCUUGAGGGCUUUAACGCGGCCGCACGAAGCAUGCAUGUCUCAUACCCAAAGUAGCCACAGCGCCUGCAUUCCCACAAUAGCGGCAGCCCGGAGCAGAUGCUUCCAGUGUGCUUAUCUGGCUGUGCUUUUCACUUUGGGACAAAGUUCUAUAAUCAUAUCUCAUGGAUUUAUUUUCUCCACACUGUAAAGCCUGAAUUGUGAAGAUCUCAUCAUGCCAUAAAGGGCAGCAUGAGCCAAGUUCUGGGGGCUGCUAAGGAUUUCUUUGCCUUUUUUUUCCCACCCUUUUUGGAGAUGUGUAUCAGGAAAAGGCUUUGCCUUUAGAGAGAAAUUUUACUGCUCUUGCCAAUAAUGUGUAAGACUAUUAAAUUUAAUGGCAGACCUUGAAGUGUAUAAAAACUUAAGUCCAGAAAAAGUUGAAAGAUGCAUGAGUGUGAUGCAGUCCGGGACACAGAUGAUCAAGCUGAAACGUGGAAGCAAAGGGCUUGUUCGCCUCUUUUACCUGGAUGAGCACCGGACGCGCCUCCGAUGGCGACCCUCCAGGAAGAGUGAGAAGGCGAAAAUACUUAUUGAUUCCAUUUACAAAGUGACUGAGGGCCGGCAGUCUGAAAUAUUCCACAGACAAGCUGAGGGGAACUUCGACCCCAGCUGCUGCUUCACCAUCUACCAUGGCAACCACAUGGAGUCCCUGGACCUCAUCACCUCCAACCCCGAGGAGGCCCGCACUUGGAUCACAGGCCUCAAGUACCUGAUGGCUGGCAUCAGUGAUGAAGACUCCCUUGCCAAAAGGCAGAGGACCCAUGACCAAUGGGUGAAGCAGACCUUUGAGGAGGCUGAUAAAAAUGGUGAUGGCUUGUUGAAUAUUGAAGAGAUACAUCAGCUGAUGCAUAAACUGAAUGUUAAUCUGCCCCGAAGAAAAGUCAGACAAAUGUUUCAGGAAGCUGACACAGAUGAGAAUCAGGGAACUUUGACAUUUGAAGAGUUCUGUGUUUUUUACAAAAUGAUGUCUUUGAGACGAGACCUUUAUUUGUUGCUUUUGAGCUACAGUGACAAGAAAGAUCACCUAACUGUGGAAGAACUGGCUCAAUUUUUGAAGGUGGAGCAAAAGAUGAAUAAUGUGACAACGGACUAUUGUCUUGACAUCAUAAAGAAGUUUGAAGUUUCAGAAGAAAAUAAGGUGAAAAGUGUUCUUGGCAUAGAAGGCUUCACAAACUUCAUGCGUAGUCCUGCCUGUGACAUAUUUAACCCAUUGCACCAUGAAGUGUAUCAAGACAUGGAUCAGCCCCUCUGCAACUACUACAUUGCUUCCUCUCACAAUACAUACCUGACUGGGGACCAGCUCCUUUCUCAGUCCAAAGUGGAUAUGUAUGCACGGGUGCUGCAAGAGGGCUGUCGCUGCGUGGAAGUUGACUGUUGGGAUGGCCCGGAUGGAGAGCCAGUAGUACAUCAUGGUUACACUCUCACUUCAAAAAUUCUCUUCAGAGAUGUUGUGGAGACCAUCAACAAGCACGCCUUUGUGAAGAAUGAAUUUCCGGUUAUAUUGUCUAUCGAGAAUCACUGCAGUCUCCAGCAGCAAAGGAAGAUUGCUCAGUACCUGAAAGGAAUAUUCCGAGACAAACUGGACCUGUCAUCUAUUGAUACAGGGGAGUGCAAGCAGCUUCCAAGCCCUCAAAGUUUGAAAGGCAAAAUUCUAGUGAAGGGUAAGAAGUUGCCUUAUCAUCUUGGGGAUGAUGCAGAGGAAGGGGAAGUUUCCGAUGAGGACAGUGCAGAUGAAAUUGAAGACGAGUGCAAAUUCAAGCUCCAUUAUAAUAAUGGGACCACUGAGCAUCAGGUGGAAUCUUUCAUAAGGAAAAAACUGGAGUCACUGUUAAAAGAAUCUCAAAUUCGAGAUAAAGAAGAUCCUGAUAGUUUCACAGUGAGGGCACUAUUGAAGGCCACGCAUGAAGGCUUAAAUGCACACCUGAAGCAGAGUCCAGAUGUAAAGGAAAGUGGAAAGAAAUCACAUGGACGAUCGCUCAUGACCAACUUCGGAAAACAUAAGAAAACUACAAAAUCACGGUCUAAAUCUUACAGUACUGAUGAUGAGGAAGACACACAGCAGAAUACUGUCAAGGAGGGUGGCCAGCUGUACAGAUUGGGUCGCCGAAGGAAAACCAUGAAGCUCUGCCGAGAACUCUCUGAUUUGGUUGUGUACACAAACUCCGUGGCCGCUCAGGACAUUGUGGAUGACGGAACCACAGGAAAUGUGUUAUCAUUCAGUGAAACAAGAGCACAUCAGGUUGUUCAGCAAAAAUCAGAGCAGUUCAUGAUUUAUAAUCAAAAGCAACUCACGAGGAUUUACCCCUCUGCCUACCGCAUUGAUUCCAGUAACUUCAACCCGCUCCCCUACUGGAACGCAGGCUGCCAGCUAGUGGCACUGAAUUAUCAAUCCGAAGGACGAAUGAUGCAGUUAAACCGAGCCAAAUUCAAGACAAAUGGCAACUGUGGCUACGUCCUCAAACCCCAGCAAAUGUGCAAAGGUACUUUCAAUCCUUUCUCUGGUGACCCUCUUCCUGCCAACCCCAAAAAGCAGCUCAUCCUAAAAGUUAUCAGUGGACAGCAACUCCCCAAACCUCCAGACUCCAUGUUUGGAGAUCGAGGCGAGAUCAUUGACCCUUUUGUUGAAGUUGAAAUUAUUGGAUUGCCGGUAGAUUGUUGUAAAGAUCAAACCCGUGUGGUAGAUGACAAUGGAUUUAACCCUGUGUGGGAAGAAACGCUGACAUUUACAGUACACAUGCCAGAAAUAGCUUUGGUUCGGUUCCUCGUGUGGGAUCAUGAUCCCAUUGGACGAGACUUUGUUGGGCAAAGAACUGUGACCUUCAGCAGCUUAGUGCCUGGCUACCGGCAUGUCUAUUUGGAAGGACUGACAGAAGCAUCCAUAUUUGUACACAUAACCAUCAAUGAAAUCUAUGGAAAGUGGAGCCCUUUAAUACUCAAUCCCAGUUAUACUAUAUUGCACUUUCUAGGAGCUACAAAGAAUAGACAACUCCAGGGUCUGAAGGGACUGUUCAAUAAGAAUCCUAGGCACAGUUCUGCAGAAAACAAUUCCCAUUAUGUACGGAAACGAUCGAUUGGAGAUAGAAUUCUGCGACGCACAGCCAGCGCCCCGGCCAAAGGCAGGAAAAAGAGCAAAAUGGGCUUCCAAGAAAUGGUGGAGAUAAAGGAUUCAGUGUCCGAGGCCACAAGAGACCAAGAUGGCGUGCUGAGGAGGACCACACGCAGUUUGCAAGCACGUCCUGUCUCCAUGCCUGUUGACAGAAACCUUCUGGGAGCUUUGUCGCUGCCUGUAUCUGAAACAGCAAAAGACAUUGAAGGAAAAGAAAACUUUCUGGUACAAAUCUGAAUAGGAAACAACUUAAGCAGAAGAUAAAGAUGGCAGAAGAAAAGGGAAAGCAAGUAUAAAAGAUCCACAUUUUCUAAAUUUCAACAAAAAGUUAUCGUCCUCCUCCAGUGCUCUUCUCCACAAAGAUAUCAUCCAAGGGGACGCCAUUGUAUCUACUGCCGACAUGUCAGUCACAGGAGAACAGCUGGGCAUGUCAAGUCCUAGGGGUGGGAGAACCACAUCAAAUGCCACAAGUAAUUGCCAGGAAAACCCCUGUCCCAGCAAGUCUCUCUCCCCAAGGCAGCAUUUGGCUCCUGAUCCUGUAGUUAACCCCACACAAGAUCUACAUGGUAUGAAAAUCAAGGAAAAGGGGAAUGCUGAGGGCUUUGUGGAAGGGAAAAGCAUCUUGUCAGGAAGUAUCCUUUCUCAUAGCAACCUAGAAAUUAAGGACCUGGAAGGUAAUAGGGGUAAGGGCCGAGCUGCAACAUCCUUUUCUUUGUCAGAUGUUUCCAUGCUGUGUUCUGACAUACCUGACCUACAUUCAACUGCAAUUCUGCAGGAGAGUGAAAUUUCCCAUCUUAUUGACAAUGUCACUUUAACAAAUGAGAAUGAGCCAGGCAGUUCCAUCUCAGCCCUGAUUGGCCAGUUUGAUGAGACCAAUGAUCAGGCUCUCACAGUUGUUUCUCAUCUUCAUAAUACCAGUGUGAUGUCAGGCCAUUGUCCCUUGCCUAGCGUGGGCCUAAAAAUGCCCAUCAAGCAUGGUUUUUCCAAGGGAAAAUCCAAGUCUUCCUUCCUGUGCUCAUCUCCGGAGCUGAUAGCACUCUCGAGUCCUGAGACCGCCAAACAUGCAACGAACACAGUUUAUGAAACUACCUGCACUCCCAUCUCUAAAACCAAACCAGAUGAUGACCUUUCUAGUAAGGCCAAGACAGGGGCUGUAGAAAGCAACCUUCCUGGGUCCCCUAAUACUUCUCAUGACUGGUUACCAAAAAGUCCUACCAAGGGAGAAGACUGGGAAACACUGAAGAGCUGCAGCCCUGCCUCUUCCCCUGAUUUGACCCUGGAGGAUGUAAUAGCUGAUCCCACUCUCUGUUUCAAUUCUGGGGAGAGCAGCCUUGUGGAAAUUGAUGGAGAAUCAGAAAAUCUUUCUCUAACCACCUGUGAACAUAGGAGAGAGAGCACAAGUCAACUUGCUUCUCCUUUAAAACUCAAGUAUAGUCAGGGUGUGGUAGAACACUUUCAAAGAGGUUUGAGAAAUGGCUACUGUAAAGAGACCCACCACCCUUCUGUCCCUGAAAUAUUCAACAGUAUUCAAGAUGUCAAAACUCAAAGUAUUUCUUAUCUAGCCUAUCAGGGUGCUGGCUUUGUGCAUAACCAUUUCUCAGAUUCAGAUGCAAAAAUGUUCCAGACCUGUGUGCCCCAGCAGUCUAGUGCUCAAGAUAUGCAUGUUCCUGUACCUAAGCAGUUGGCACAUCUUCCUUUGCCUGCUCUGAAAUUGCCCAGUCCUUGCAAAUCCAAAAGUCUGGGGGACUUAACAUCAGAGGACAUUGCCUGCAAUUUUGAGAGCAAGUACCAGUGUAUUAGUAAGAGUUUUAUUACAACUGGCAUUAAAGACAAGAAGGGUGUGACUGUGAAGAAAAAGUCAUUAGAGCCUAUAGAUGCCCUGACCGAGCAGCUUCGGAAGCUUGUGUCCUUUGACCAGGAAGACAGCUGCCAAGUAAUAUAUUCAAAGCAGGAUGCCAAUCAGCUCCCCCGGGCACUAGUCAGGAAGUUGUCAUCCAGAAGUCAGAGCAGAGUGCGCAAUAUUGCUAGCCGUGCCAAGGAGAAACAGGAAGCCAACAAGCAGAAAGUUCCAAACCCCAGCAAUGGGGCAGGCGUGGUUCUUAGAAACAAACCCUCAGCACCCACCCCUGCAGUGAAUCGCCACUCCACCGGCUCCUACAUCGCAGGCUACCUGAAGAACACGAAAGGGGGUGGCCUUGAAGGCCGGGGCAUCCCGGAGGGGGCAUGCACAGCUCUUCACUAUGGCCAUGUUGACCAGUUGUGUUCAGAUAAUUCUGUUUUGCAGACUGAGCCAAGCAGUGAUGAUAAACCAGAAAUUUAUUUUCUUUUGAGACUGUGAAUUAAUAAAACUGCAUUCUUAAGGUUUACAAGGUAUUCUGUAGAAUGUCGGAGUUUUCAGUAAAUAAGUUCCUUGGCUUUGGAAUGAUUUUCAAAUGUAUUUUUAAACUUGUAUUUCGGUCUCCUUUUGACUUCAUGUGUUUUCCCUGUUAAUGCGUUUGUAUAUAGAUUUAGUGAUGUUUCCCAUGUACCUAUUAUGAUCUUUCUCCCUUGAGGUGUUGUAAACUAUUAUCAGUAUGAAAUAUGUGCAUGCCCUAGAUGUGAAACUCCUCAGCAGCUCGGGUUAUAAUGUGUGUGUAUUUCACCAAGAUGUCCUUUACUGUGUCCUCAGAUUGCGUCACAAAUGUAGUCAUUUUUACUCUCUAACUGUUGAGUUGAUUAAGAGACUUUGCAAAUGACAAAGGGAUGAAUUCCUUACUUUAAUCUGUUAUCAUUUUUCCUACGUUUCCCUCUUUGUUGAGAAGCCCAGAUGCAUUUUUAUAACUCAGUUUUAAAAACUUUAAAAUAGUUACCUUGCCUUUUAGGAUGUUCUUAUCCCACCCAUAAAGAGAGUUUAAAGGGGAUGGAUAGCUGCUCCCCAUGCCCUCCCCACUUUUUGGAAUAGGCUGUGAGGGUGUGAGGAAGAAGGCCGUCUUUUGUAUAUAAGGACAAAAUUGUUUGUUUUACAUAAAUUUUGUUACAUAUUUUUGCUAAUGGCUUUGUAUGUAACAAGAAGCCAGUUGCCAAACUACUUGUACUUUUGAAUUUUCUGAUUGAAUGACAGACUGCGAACAAUGGCUUUCAGAAUGAGGGACUUCCAUCAGACGCUAAUGAUAAUAGUAGCACAAACUGAAAACUUCCCCAAAGCUUUCAAAGAAUAUUUUCUCAUAAUAAAAUCCGAGUGAAUAGAUAAUUAGAAGAAACCUUUUUCCUUCAGGGAACCAAGCAACUCUAUUUUAGUACUGACAUGCAUUAUUUUCACUGUGAAUUCACUUUUUUAUUGCAUGUCCAGAUGUCCCUCUUUGUUUUUUUUUUUUUGUAACAUUGACUGCAAUGAUGUUCUUCCUGGAAUUCAUGAAAAUAUAAUUAAAACACAUUUUUAAACA
Mandrillus leucophaeus (drill) is the source of this 6571-nucleotide messenger RNA. RefSeq names its product phospholipase C, eta 1 (gene PLCH1). NCBI's taxonomy places the organism in Eukaryota, Metazoa, Chordata, Mammalia, Primates, Cercopithecidae. Gene Ontology annotation, molecular function: phosphatidylinositol-4,5-bisphosphate phospholipase C activity; calcium ion binding. Gene Ontology annotation, biological process: lipid metabolic process; phosphatidylinositol-mediated signaling. The transcript has 24 exons. Bases 378 to 3386 code for a protein of 1002 amino acids. The record is from RefSeq and is a predicted model, not a curated record.